Pelobates fuscus (common spadefoot toad) is the source of this 2852-nucleotide messenger RNA. It is a transcript of the gene RPRD1B, whose product is annotated as regulation of nuclear pre-mRNA domain containing 1B. Gene Ontology annotation, molecular function: RNA polymerase II complex binding. The record is from RefSeq and is a predicted model, not a curated record. The coding region runs from base 88 to 1083 and encodes 331 amino acids. The transcript is spliced from 7 exons. NCBI's taxonomy places the organism in Eukaryota, Metazoa, Chordata, Amphibia, Anura, Pelobatidae. Gene Ontology annotation, biological process: mRNA 3'-end processing.
CGUGACGCGGUGCGGAGGGGGGGGGUGUGUGGGGUGAGAGGUCAGGCGGCCAUCUUGUGCAGGGCCCGGGGCCCACCACGGACAGACAUGGCGUCGUUUACCGAGCCGGCCCUGGAGAAGAAGCUGUCGGAGCUCAGUAACUCGCAGCAGAGCGUGCAGACCCUGUCGCUGUGGCUGAUCCACCACCGGAAGCACGCGGCGAACAUCGUGAGCGUCUGGCACCGGGAGCUGCGGAGAGCCAAGUCAAGCCGGAAGCUGACGUUCCUAUACCUGGCCAAUGAUGUUAUUCAGAACAGCAAACGCAAAGGACCUGAGUUUGCUCGCGAGUUCGAGAAUGUUCUUGUAGAUGCCGUUCUGCAUGUUUCCAGUGAAGCGGAUGAUGGUUGCCGGAAACCUUUGGAGAGGCUGCUUCACAUCUGGCAGGAGCGCAGUGUCUAUUCCGCCGAGUUUGUCCAGCAGCUCAGACUAGCGAUCGAUGGCGAGGACAGUCCCAGGGAACCCCAAGUGAGUGAGGAAAAGCCGCCCCCGAUGACUACAUCGUUGAAACGUAGUAUACAUCAAGUCCAAGAAGAGGAAGAUGAUUACCCAACCAGUUACUCCCCACGGGACCCUUCAACUGGACCCCCUCUGGCUGAUGAUCUUAUUAAAGCUCUACAAGACCUCGAAAAUGCGGCAUCGGGUGAUGCGGCCGUGAGGCAGAAAAUUGCAUCCCUCCCUCAAGAGGUCCAAGAUGUGUCUUUGCUGGAAAAGAUUACAGACAAAGAGGCAGCAGAGCGGCUAUCGAAGACUGUAGACGAGGCAUGUCUAUUGUUGGCAGAGUACAAUGGGCGCCUGGCAGCAGAGUUAGACGACCGGCGACAGCUAGCAAAGAUGCUGUUGGAAUAUACGCAGACUCAGAACGAAGCUUUAACAAGCAAGGAGAAAAAGCUAGAGGAAUACAAACAGAAGCUUGCACGUGUAACGCAAGUCCGAAAAGAGCUGAAAUCCCACAUACAGAGCCUUCCGGACCUUUCGCUACUUCCCAAUGUCACAGGGGGGCUGGCGCCACUUCCUUCAGCGGGAGACCUGUUCUCUACUGACUAAGAUCAAUCCCCGUCUUCCCACCUGGGCCUUUCCUUGCUCUCCCCCACAUGUUCAGUAAACACCAGCAUCGUAGAGGGCAUGGAGGAGAGCUCAAAGAGACUGGAAGCCUAUCCUGCUAUGUGAUUUGCGUGGUCCUGCUCCUAAACCAUCUUAGCGGAGUAGCAACUGCUGUCACCUUUUGUCCCUUUCUCUUCCAUGUAGUGGAAAAAGUCUUCAACCCGUUAUGACUACAGCCUUGCUAGGCUACCACCAUCUAUGUUGAUCCCAAUGUUUUUUGCUUUUUUUUUUUUUUUUUCCUCAUUUUAUUUUUUUAGAGACUUGUUUAUGGAGUGCACUCAGAUUAUGUUUCUGUAUCCGCUUUCUGGCCGCUUUGAAUAGCCUUUUUCUGUUCUUUAGAAGAGAUGAUGCAGAAAUGAUACAAAAUACACAAUAUAAUGUGUGCAAUUUAAGAACAAUAGUGAAGUUGUGUCUAUUUAAAAACCAAAAAAAAAAAACAGUUACAACUUUCUGAUCACUCUUUUUGGAUUUAAAAGUGCACCUAUAGGGGUGAUCUAGAACCAAAGUUUACAUUAGAGACAAUAAUAAGAGAAAGUUGUGCUUUAGAAAGUACUUCGGCGUCCCGGUUUAGUUUGGUGCCAGACAAAGAAUUAUGGGAAUAUCGAUGCUUAGUUUACAAUCUCUGUGAGAGUGUUCCUUUUUGUCUAUUCUAUACUCCUUUUGUAUGAAGCAAGCCGAUCCCUUGAAUCACCUUUACCAAUAUAUUUUUGGCCCCUUAACGAAGGACUUAAUUAGUGAGAAUAAAAAAAAAAACCGAAAACUAAAUUAGAUAAUUUACCACCUGAGUUUAACAUAAAAAGAGAUUGAAAUACGAACUCGCCUAGAAAGAUGAAAUGGUAUUAAUUAGAAAAUAGUAAGAGUUUAUUAAAAAUGAUUGAAAAAUAUACUAGGAAUUGGCCAGAUACAUGCUGGGAAUGUGUUUUUAAGACAGUAUUUGAAAAUGUUAACACGUUAAUCUGUUUCACCAUUGAGCAGAAAUAAUACAGUGUGUUUUUGAUGCUGUGUUGAUUAGUGGAAUGGUAUAUAUUCGAUUAAAGGGACGCUCCAGGCACCAGUACAACUUUAACGCAUUUGAUAGUUUUGGCCUUAUUCAAAGAUUACGCCAACCGGAAACCAACAGUGCUGUGCAUUGGAGUAACCCUUCCUAGCCUGCGCCACCCUCCACUGAAAAAAAAAAACACUAAAACUCCCCUCGAUCCAGCAAUAAGGUCACGUUCUAGCAUCCACCUGAUCUUCAUCUGUUGAUGUUCCUCCCCCUCGCUGCAAGGGGAGGGGAUCAGGGAGCGCGGACUGAAUGGGGUAUAGGGGCCACGGGCUGUUUGCUGCCGCUAUGCUGGUAACAGACUGCAAUUUUGCCCAGCAUUAUUAGUCAAAUAUCUGACAGGGGUGGACUUACAAAUCUAGCUGCAGAGGUGUUAAUCUUCGUACGUGCAGCAUUUCAAAACAAUACACUGACUACAGGCACCAUGACCACUUCAGAUCACUGAAUGUGAUUGUAGCAGAGCUCAGUACAACACAUAGUACCUGGGACAAGAACUGACUUUAUUGCAGCUGUGCAGAGGUAUUUUAUACUCACAUAGGGUCAUUUGCAUACAGUAGGGUAAUUAACCGUCUAUACAUUUCCCCAUCAAGUCUUCUUCCCUGAACCCCUUAAGGACACAACUUCUGGAAUAAAAGGGAAUCAUGAUGGAAUAUUUCCGUCAUGUGUCCUU